This is a messenger RNA of Cavia porcellus (domestic guinea pig), 1647 nucleotides long. It is a transcript of the gene Slc25a17, whose product is annotated as solute carrier family 25 member 17. The record is from RefSeq and is a predicted model, not a curated record. Bases 122 to 1048 code for a protein of 308 amino acids. Gene Ontology annotation, biological process: transmembrane transport. Lineage: Eukaryota; Metazoa; Chordata; Mammalia; Rodentia; Caviidae. The transcript is spliced from 9 exons. Gene Ontology annotation, molecular function: AMP transmembrane transporter activity; NAD transmembrane transporter activity; coenzyme A transmembrane transporter activity. Gene Ontology annotation, cellular component: peroxisomal membrane.
GCGGGGCAGCCUGAGGGGGCGGGGUUUGUGGUAUUCACGCCAGGUUGCCCGGACCUCUUUUCUAACUCCGCUGGCUGCGGCCUGUGAGGAAAGUGUGACUAGUCUGCCGGAAGUCGCAUCAAUGGCCUCCGUGCUGUCCUACGAAAGCUUGGUCCACGCCGUGGCAGGAGCCGUGGGAAGUGUGACCGCAAUGACAGUGUUUUUUCCCUUGGAUACAGCUAGACUUCGACUUCAGGUUGACGAAAAGAGGAAGUCCAAAACUACACACAUGGUGCUGCUGGAGAUCAUUAAAGAAGAAGGCCUCCUGGCACCAUAUCGAGGGUGGUUUCCAGUUAUUUCCAGUCUCUGUUGCUCCAAUUUUGUCUAUUUCUACACUUUUAAUAGUCUCAAAGCAGUGUGGGUCAAAGGUCAACGUGCUACUACUGGAAAAGACCUGGUAAUUGGAUUUGUUGCAGGAGUGGUGAAUGUGUUGCUAACGACUCCACUGUGGGUGGUAAACACCAGACUGAAGCUGCAAGGGGCAAAAUUUCGGAAUGAAGACAUUGUACCAACCAACUACAAAGGCAUUAUUGAUGCUUUUCACCAGAUCAUCCGAGAUGAAGGUGUCUUGGCUUUGUGGAAUGGCACAUUUCCCUCCUUGCUGCUGGUCUUCAAUCCUGCUAUCCAAUUCAUGUUCUAUGAAGGUUUAAAACGGCAGCUUUUAAAGAAACGGAUGCAGCUUUCUUCUUUGGAUGUGUUCAUCAUUGGUGCAGUAGCCAAAGCAGUUGCUACCACGGCUACCUACCCCAUGCAGACAAUACAGUCGAUUCUGAGAUUUGGGCGUCACAGACUAAACCCAGAAAACAGAACGCUGGGGAGCCUGCGGAAUGUUCUCUAUCUUCUUCAUCAGCGAGUCAAGCGUUUUGGGAUAAUGGGACUCUACAAAGGCCUGGAAGCCAAGCUGCUGCAGACAGUACUCACCGCGGCACUCAUGUUCCUCGUUUAUGAGAAAUUGACGGCCGCUACCUUCACCAUCAUGGGGCUGAAGCGUGCUGCUCACAAGCACUGAGCCGCGUGGCCUGCGAAGAGCCGAGAUCCUUGAGACCAGGCCUCACCUUCCAAGUGCAGACCCUGCCCCUUCCCCACACGCUAUCCUCAGCGGUCGGACAGGCAGGGAGAGAGAAGUGGGGAGCUUCAAAACUUGCCUGAAAGCUGGUUGGAUUUGGCAAAACUUUUCCAUCAGAAGUUUAUCUUAAAAUUACAAGUUCAUCUCUUUCCCCAAACUCUCUCCCAGGUUCUAGAACAAAUUCAAUAAUGUGUAAUUCUCCUCAGAUAUUUUCAUAUGUCUUAGUAUUUUCCUCACUAAAAGUCAUAUUUUGCUGGUGCUGUGGGCAUGACUUUAUUUUUGUUGGACUUUUUUUUUUUUUUUCUGCUUAAGGAGUGUUAAAUGAACUAUUUAUUUUGUGGAGGAAAUGAAUAUUCAUCCCAGGUGACUCUCUUGCAAACUCUUGGUAAACAAUACUUACUCAUUAGUGUUUGGUACAGUUUUUAAAAAUAUUUAUUUUGAAUCCACUCUAUUAAUAAAAAGGCUGAAGUUUUAUGUCAUCCAUAUAAAGCUGCAAUCACUUUAUCCCAAUUUACUGUGCUCCAAUAAAUUGUCAGCACAAA